UGGGCACACCCAUCACAUCGAUCGCAAUAAAGGAGGUCCGUCGACAAGUAGAAGACACAUUCAUGAAAAAUCGUCCGGAUGGACCAGUAAAUAAAGCUCAGCCCUGCAUUUCUGAAAGUGUUUCAGAAGUGACAAGGACUGGCCUACAACAGAUACAUACAACACAUGGAACACGCACGCAGACAUACACAGGCAUCCAUAGCAGAUAGAUCAGCAAAGCCGUUCAACAAGACUCAUCAUUAUAAUCUCCCAGUCAAGAACCACUCCUGGUCAUCAGCACUGUAUUCGAGAUCCUCAACACUCUUUUUGAGCUGCUGCAUGGCCUCAUUGAUGCGUUUGAUCUUCGCUUCACACUCCCGCUGCUUGGCGCGCAAGUCGGCGUGAAUGGUCUUGGCGUGAAGGGCGCCAAGGGCAUCCUGCAGCCCGGCGUAGUUCUCCUCGAACUGCCGCAGCACCUCCAUCGAAGGGCCGGUACCGGCAAACAUGCGGUAUUUGUCGGCAAUCGGGGCCAUCUGGUCGUUGAGCCGCUCCACAUCGUCGAGCCAAGUUGUGCGGCUUAUGUCGAUGUCCAGCUUGUCGUUGGCCGAGUCGAAGAUGGGCUUAAUGUCGUGAAGCCGCACCGUCGCACGAUGCUCUCGAAUGAUGUUGCGGAUGGGCCUCUUGGUGUCCUUCCAUGUCGGCUCCCAGCGGAGCGUGCGUUGGUUCAGCUGCAACUCCAUCUCCCUCCCGACCACGACCUUCUCGUUUUCCCUCAUUCGUGCGUUCAGUCCGUCGAUGAUGUCCUCAUUGGUCGUCUUGAUGGUGUGGAUGUUGCGCAGCAAAUCCUCGUAGGAGCGGUUGUCGUCUGCAGCGGGCAACGCCAUGUCCACGCAAUCUGAUCCACACGCAAAGACAGAGCGGCGGGGUUACCGUGAAGGCGACUUUGUAUGCUUCGUUCCUCGUCAGACCACCUGUUUGUGCUAUCCAGGCAGAACUCUCGAAGAUCUACACCGCGAUCCUUAAAGGAGCGAUGUGAGUGACCUUGCCACGACGAUAUGGGGGCUGUGGUAUGAAAGAAGGUCUCACCGCGAGCUUGAGAGUUCUGCGAGCUUUGCCUGAUUUCGGCAACAACCUCCGAGCACCUCUCGACAUGAGAAUCUCUCUCUACAAUUAAUUUCAUCUGAUCCCACCUUUUCUCCGGCAUUCGUCUGCGAGACGGUCUUCAGCAGCUGGCGUGAUGAGCAGCGGCAGCAGCGGUGAUGCCCCGGCUCCGUCGGACGAGAGCAGUCCCGCCACAU
Molecule: messenger RNA, 1277 nt
Organism: Vitrella brassicaformis
Lineage: Eukaryota; Vitrellaceae
Source: the annotation of a GenBank genome assembly